UCUUCGAAUUAGUUGGCUAACUUAGAGGAGUUUUUAAAUGGUACCAAUGUGAACGCCGAACAAAAGGACAGGUUGAUAGCUAACUAGUGACGGAUUUGCUUGAAGCAACAGAUGAGUUUUCGAGGAGUUGCUCUAUCAAUAUUAGACGAGACGAAAACAGGCAUUGAUUGAAGUGUAAAUUUAUUAGAUUGAAUUUAUUGGAGCUAUGUGAAAAGGGCUACAAAGGUUUAGGGAGUUUUGACACCUAUUUAAAGACUUCAACAAUCUCAGAGAUCUUCAUAUUUAUGGUUGCUGCGUUUGUUUGUCUUUGUUUUCAGCUGUGGAAACAUGCAGCGACAUUUUCUUUGGAAGCACCAGGCUACCUCCGACAGGCCGCCAGUUGUGUUGGGAAUCCUCUCCAAAAAAAAGCCAUUGAUGAGAAUUCGUGAGCGUGUCCUAAAUGCUGCUUACCAGACGUACGUGGAUAACAAGAAAGCCCUCUUCGUAGUGGGGGAGCUCCUAUGCGGCUCGCCGGAGGCCGAGGGUUUAGAGGUCGAGGUAAAUGCCGUGCGAGGAAAACCCCAGCCAGGUCCCCUAAGGUCCGCGGAUUUCCUCGCUAGCUGUCGCUUUUGUCGUCUUGCAGAAGCGCGUGAUCCGAAUAACACUGUAUUGGAUCUCGUCGAGGACGUAAAAACAAAGCAGUACUCUCUCGGCACAGGAACCGCCGUCCUCAACUCAGCUCAAACAAAUACUCUCCGUCAGUUGACAAAUUUUUUUUCCCUUGACAUUCAUGGCAAACUCGAGGGUCCUAACUGCUCCGUGGAUGUUAGCUUUGUGUGCUUUGAACGACGACUGAACGCAUACAAAAUCAGUAAACUCCCUCUAGCUGAAAACACGAUCUUCAGGAUGCUAAGUCAACUCCGAAAGGAACUGCUAUGGGGUUGGGUGCGUACGUCGAAAGGUAGCUGCCACCUUUUGCAGAAGGAUGAUGCAAGACAGGACGUCACAGGGGUCUGGAUAUCAGGCGUAAAAACACCGCAUCAUCCGUUAGUUUGGCUGGUGUGUCAACACUUUCUUAGUUCGGUCCAGCCGCCGUCACCUCAUGCAAGAUUAUAUGCCGCUACGUGCGGUGGGAAAUCAAGAUUUCAGCAGAUACAAGCCAAAGACAAAGAUAUCUUCGUUCUAAUUGUUUUCGAUCAUGAGGGAGAUUUAACGUUUUACACUGUGAUUCCUAUUGAUGAUGUCAUGAGAACAGUGGUGUUAAGUGGCGUAGAAAAAACAACUGUGACCAGGGUGUUUAGUGCGCGAGACCGAUUAGUUGACAUUACUCUUGAUUUGUGCUUCAUCGACGAUGGAGAUUUUACGUUUGACGCUACGAUGAUGAAUCAGUCUGAAAAUAGCAAUUCUACUCGCUAUAAACAAAUUCGAACGGAGCUGACGGCCGAGCGCAAUCUGUCAGAAGGCGGGCAGAUGUCGGCCAUACAGUCAACGGAACAAGACGUAAAUACUGAAAGCUACCGUAUUGCAACUCGCCGCGAUGCUCCUAUAUGGUUGUCGCCCAGUGUGGGUCAACAAUAUACACCCGCUACAAUAGGUUUACAGAAACAAAUGCAGCCGAAGCGCGUUCACCUGACUAGCAUUUUACCUGAACGAAAUCAGACCUUGGGUUCAUUAGAACCCCUUGGACCGAUGCCAUCAGCCAGUUCGACGCCUCUGGACCGAGUAAUACCCUCUCAGAAAAACAGCAGGCUCGUAUGUGAGCGACGAUCUUCAGAGCGCAGUUUGGCUCCAGAUUCGAGAUAUAGUUUUGAGAACGUCGAAAGUAACAGUCCCAGAAACGUCUCGCCUGAAUUACUUGAAAUCAUUAGAAAGCAGGAGUUGGAAAUAUCUCUUCUCAAGGAGCAACUACAGAUGCUUAUUGUCAAUAGCAACAGUAAUAACGUCGCUAGUAGCAGUGAUGAGGGUUCGCGUACUAGAAAAAGUAGCGGAGAUCGCGAUAAUGACAGCAAUACGAAUUCUCAGAAACUUAUCCAUGGAGGAAAUUCGCCAAAAGAACCGCGACAACAUCCCACUGUAGCAGUCGACGAUAUCAUCGAGCCAACAAAACCGGUUACAUCUGAUGGUUAUUGCCGACCCAUUUCACCCCCAGAAACUCCACCUCAUCGCUUUGUACCCAUGUGCUCUUAUGAGUUAGAUACACCGAAGACAUUUGACAAAGCUUGUUAUCCUUUAAAACACGAUACUGACAACCUUAUGAACUCCGCUCAGUUUCACGAAAGUAAGAGUGAAGAUAAGACGAAUGAAAUUAACAACCUGCUUUCAAAACCGUAUAAUCAACAAUUGAAGUUACUCAAUGAACAGUUAGAUAAUCAGGAAAAAAACAAUGCAGAUCCCGAGGAAAAUGUUUACGAAAAUAUAGGCAAUGUCCUUCAAGAGGAUUACCAGAACGACGGAAAGCAGUUAUCGGCUGCGGUUCAGUCGACUGGUAGCUUUGUAAUGUUUCGUCUCGGGGAGCAAUUCAAGCUGAUGUCAACUAAACAAUUACGGCAUCAAGACGUUCUGCAGGAUAAACCGGCUUCGGAUCUUGCCUUAAAUGGCGAUAAUGUUUGUAGCCUUGUUGUUCCUCCACGGCUGCAAUACGAAUCUCUCGCACUGAGUGGAACCCAGCCUUCCAUACUGGUUGAUCAGGUGACAAGAAAGUACUUUGGAAGAAGUCCACAGAUCCCUACAACGACUAUGAAUAGUAACACAGUUUUCAACAAACCUCAUAUUCUGGGAAUUGGAAAAACGUCUCCGCCGAUCGGUAUGUUACGAAGAGUGCUGACGGCCGAAGCUACAAAGCAAGUAGUAGGACAGAACGGGGAAGUAUCAGUGAUCACCCGAAAAUACAUGAAAAUGGAGGACAUACAACGAGUUAAAGCUAAACCCAUUAGUGACGGUUCCUCGGAUGAACGGUACGUGCGAAAUUUCGACGAAAGAAACUCAGAAAGAUUUCUUGAUAUCGAUGCGCUUAAACGGCAACCCAAACUGUUAUAGUACAAUAAGUAAUGUACACUGUCGAAGUAGCAGCUCGUAUAUCUCAGUUGAACAAUUUGUACGAUGGUACGCGCGAUAACGCGACAUCCCUGUAUGUGCUGUGAACUAAGUACGAUUGUGAAUAUAUAUGUCGUGUGAAAGAUGAGCAAGUGAAUAGUCGAGUUCUAUACGUCAUUUUAUCACCAGGUAGGCGCGCGUUCUUAUAAGCAACCUUCAAGAAAAUGUAGACCUCAAACGACCAUGCUCUCAAUUAGUUCAACUACGAAAUUCCAAAAUAAAGUUAAUUGUUGUACAUUUUUGGUUAAAUGUCAUUUAGGUUUAUCGUGAACGCAACAAAAAAGCAUGUGUAAACGUAUAUUAUAACAUGGAUAUACAAAUAGUCGGAUUUUUUUAGGUAAGCCAGCGUGAAUAUUAAGUACAAAUAUCCGUUUGUGAUCAGAUCAACAAUCAUACGUGAAUCGUUAGCCUCACAUAACCUAUGAUUUAAACUUCAGAUACAAAUCAAAUAAUGUGAUCUUCACUUUCACAGACGAGAUUUUUGAAAAACGGCCGUACUACAUCGAGUGCUUACCACGUGUGUCCGUGUAUACCCUACACGCUUAACUAUAUCCCGCUAGAAUUGUGCCGUACUUAAAGUUCGCUAAUUAUAAUUAAAAAUUUUGUUCCCUGAUUUCUAUUGAAUUCACUCGUAAAUAUGAAUUAUACUACAAGUGCCGUAAGAAUAAACACGAGUGGAAAUAAGAAAAUCUGAAAACGAGCAGAGAAAUGUCAUGUUCUAGAAUUAUGCUAUCGAAGAACCAUAUACUUACUAGUUUUGGUAACUAAAUCACUAACCACGCCUUGUGGUUUGAUUCAACGUGAAUGUAAUUUUUUUUUUAUCAAAUUGAAACUUUUUAGAGUCGAGGGCAACGACCAAUUUUAAAUAUAUUGCAAAUAAAAAGUCAUAACAUUCGCGGUCAUUGUACGUAAUUACGUGGAAAGCUUCUCCUUUUUAAGCUUCAGAUGAUGGUUGAAUUCGAGAUAUUAUGAAACCCCCAUCCAACCAAUCAUUUUGCCAGUUCAACAAAAAAAGUUCGUAACAAUUACGUCUACCACACAAAAUA
Molecule: messenger RNA, 4118 nt
Organism: Varroa destructor (honeybee mite)
Lineage: Eukaryota; Metazoa; Arthropoda; Arachnida; Mesostigmata; Varroidae
Source: RefSeq, a predicted model, not a curated record